This is a messenger RNA of Lycium barbarum (goji berry), 744 nucleotides long. RefSeq lists its product as uncharacterized. The record is from RefSeq and is a predicted model, not a curated record. Lineage: Eukaryota; Viridiplantae; Streptophyta; Magnoliopsida; Solanales; Solanaceae. Bases 1 to 744 code for a protein of 247 amino acids. The transcript has 3 exons.
AUGCAAGCUUAUGGUAGAAUGAAGAGAGUCACUGACCCAUUUGACGACAAAAUGAAAGCUCGUAUCAUUGGACGUGACCCGCAAGAAAACUGUUACCUCAGUAGCGGAAGCGAACAUAGUGCCCACGCCGUUGAUGAUGAUGAUGAUGAUGAUGCUUCCUGUAGCUUUUCUAAUCUCAUUUUUGGUUUUCCUGAUGACGUGGAGGAGAAUGCGUCAUCGGAGAGCGAUUCAGACUCCGACAAUGAAGAUGUGUCACCGUGUAAAGAAAUGAAUCUUGAGCAUAAAUCAACCCCUAAAACUAGCUCAAGAGGUCAAGAUUGUUCAAGUCGUAUUAAAGAGACCACCCAUCCCUUAAAUAAACGAUGUGAGACUCUUAACACAAUGUACGAUUCGACUCAUGACGUGAUUGAAGAUGUGCCAAAACCGAUCUUCUAUAGCGACGUGGAUUUAUUCCGGAAUUCGGUAUCGACUAAGACAAAAUGCGAUCGGAUAAGUUCUGGUGGACUUAAGGCAGGAAAUUACGAGUUCAUUGACGUAAUCCGAUCGGAUAAUAAUACUCGUUACGUCAUUGACCUUGAUUUUGCAGCAGAGGUCGAGAUAGCAAGGCCUACCAAUCAUUACGAGCAGUUGUUGAAGUCAUCGCCGAAUUUUUUUGUAGGUAAAAGCGAAGAGUUAAAGUGUAUAUUGAAGCAGUUGAAGCAGACUAACGUCGUGGGGUUUAAUGCUGCCGUAACGACCGUUUAG